Molecule: messenger RNA, 3459 nt
Organism: Erigeron canadensis
Lineage: Eukaryota; Viridiplantae; Streptophyta; Magnoliopsida; Asterales; Asteraceae
Product: E3 ubiquitin-protein ligase WAV3
Exons: 2
Coding region: 400-2538 (712 amino acids)
Source: RefSeq, a predicted model, not a curated record
ACAAAUCAGCCCAUCAAAAAGGUCAACACACUUCUUCAUCUACUCACUGUACUAGCUCAGUUAACCAGAAAAGGAAAGACAACAACAACACUAGCUUCUCUUUAUCUCUCUCCCAUGGACAUCAAAUCAAUUCAAUCCAACAACAAUUAAUGGCCGCCACCCACAACACUAAACCCUGAAUCUACUUCUUACACCUACCCUUCAUUUCCACUCUCAUUUCUUGUUUUUCUUUCUCUCUCUCUCUCUCUCUAAAAACCCUCAUCGAUUUUUGUGCCAAACCCACAUCUACUCUCAUCAAUUAAUCUUGAAAAUCAAAACCCACUUCUCAUUCACCAAAAGAUUCAAUCUUGCACAAUACCCACUUCAAGAUCUGGUCUAUUUUUUUUCUGGGUAUUUUUAAUGGGGAGUAAAUGGAAGAAAGUGAAAAUGGCUUUAGUUUCUAAUCUUUGUGUUUACGUACCUACAUCUGAAACAGAUGACUCACCGCCGCCGCCGUAUUCCGGUGGGUAUUCCGAUGCCGCUUUGUUGUCUCCGGCGCCGGUUACUCGUCCGGCUUCUCCAAGUUUACGUUUGUCUAAAAGCUUCAACAGAUCUUCUAAGAAAACGUGCACGAUAUGCUUAGCUUCAAUGAAACGCGGGGAAGGCCAAGCUAUUUUUACAGCAGAAUGUUCACAUUCAUUCCAUUUCCAUUGUAUAGCUUCAAAUGUGAAACAUGGUAAUCAAAUCUGCCCGGUUUGCAGAGCAAAAUGGAAAGAAGUUCCGUUACAGGGCUCUGCUGGCUCGGGCCCUCCAUUAGGAAGAACAAGAAUAAAUCCUGUAAAUUGGACGCAAGACCAUUCGGUGAUGACUUUACUCCGCCCAAUACCACCUCGUCCAAACAGCCCUCGCCAUGCUGCCUCCCCGAUUUUUCCAGGUCCGGAACCGUCCGUUUUUAAUGAUGACGAACCAUUGGACACCAAAAUUUCAAAUAAACCUUCUUCAGAAAAUUCUUGUUUGAAAAGGGUAUUAGUCAAAACAUACACUGAAGUUCCAGCAGUUCCACGAUCAAGUGCUGCAAAUGAUUUUACGGUCUUGAUCCACCUCAAAGCUCCGUCUUCCAUUGCUGGGAUUAAAUCUAGCACACACCAAGGUCCCACUUUUAACCAAGUUAGCCAGACCCCACGUGCUCCUGUCGAUCUCGUCACCGUUCUUGAUACAAGUGGUAGCAUGGCAGGUACGAAGCUAGCUCUUUUGAAGCGGGCCAUGGGUUUUGUGAUACAGAAUCUUGGACCUGCUGAUAGGCUGGCUGUGAUUGCCUUCUCCUCCAAUGCUCGCCGCCUCUUUCCCCUUAGGAAAAUGUCAGAUACAGGAAAGCAACAAGCGCUACAGGCUGUCAAUUCUUUGGUGGCAAAUGGUGGCACCAAUAUUGCUGAAGGUUUGAGAAAAGGUGCAAAGGUGAUGGAAGACCGAAGGGAGAACAACCCUGUUGGGAGUAUCAUUUUAUUAUCAGAUGGACAAGACACUUAUACUGUGAAUGGUAGUUCAAAGUGUGGCGGACAGAAAGAUCAGUCAACAAAUUAUGAAUUACUUCUUCCCAAGUCUAUUCAUGGCGGUGAGGGAAACUCCGGAAUCAAAAUACCGGUCCAUGCAUUUGGGUUCGGGACGGACCAUGAUGCUUCUUCAAUGCACUCUAUUUCUGAGAUUUCGGGUGGAACAUUUUCAUUUAUUGAGACUGAAGGUGUGAUUCAAGAUGCAUUUGCACAAUGUAUAGGCGGACUUUUGAGUGUUGUGGUUAAAGAUGCUAGAGUGAUCCUCAAGAGUGUGAACCCUGAUGUUAUUGUCCGAUCUUUAAAGGCUGGUAGCUACAAGAAUCACUUGAUGGCGGAUGGGAAAUCUGGUUGCAUUGACGUGGGAGAUUUGUAUGCCGAUGAAGAGAGGGAUUUUCUUGUUUCAGUCAACAUCCCAACAGAGUUGACUUCGAAUGAGACUUGUUUGUUAAAGGUGAGAUGUCAUUACAUUGAUCCAUUCACCAAAGAAACUGUCAACUUAGAGACUGUGGAUGUGGGGAUCAGAAGACCAGAAAAUCUUGGCAAUGAAGUUGCUGUGUCCAUUGAAGUCGAUAGACAAAAAAAUAGGUUACAAGCAGCAGAAGCCAUGCUAAAAGCUAGAACUGCAGCGGAAGAAGGUGAUAUGGCACAAGCCAUUGAUACCCUCGAGAACUGCAGGCGGAUUCUCUCUGAGACGGUCUCGGCUAAGUCAGGCGACCGUCUCUGUGUUGCACUGGAUGCCGAACUCAAGGAGAUGCAAGAGAGGAUGGCUAGUAGACACAUGUAUGAAGCAUCAGGAAGGGCUUACAUAUUAUCAGGGCUAAGCUCACACUCAUGGCAACGAGCGACGAUGCGUGGAGACUCAACUGACCGUUCAAGCCUGGUUCAAUCCUACCAAACCCCGUCAAUGGUUGAGAUGGUGACUCGAUCUCAAGCUUCUCUUUUGGGCAGCCCUUCGGCACAAAGAUUGGUUCGUCCUAUAUGGUCAUUUGCAUCACCAAAACCAAGGUAGGGCUAACAUUUCGUUUUUGGGGGUUAGGAAGCACGAUUUUGGGUGUCGAUACUUUCGUGCUUUAGAUGUGUAAAGCAAUAAAGGUGUUUAGAUUGGGCAAAGGGGUAUAAAUGGUGAAAGGGGGAAAGAUAAGGGGGGUUUAGGUUUCUUGAUUUUGUUUUUGUGGUUCAAAUGUUCUUCCUUGUGUAAUUUUUUGGGGGUGAUGUACAUAAGGAGAAAUGGUUAUUUUUUUCUUUCCUUUUUUCUUUUGUGGGGGUAUAAGGUUGUAAUUGCGGGGGGGAUAAUUGGGGGUGAAUGGUUUGGUUCCAUUAUGAUAUGACAUAAGAUUUAAGACAUCUAUUGUCCUAUAAAUGUGAUUCUUUCACAAAAUUUUUUGUGUUUCAUUUUAUUUUUACUUUGAUGUGGUUGGUGAUUUCGUAUAUGUCCUCUUCCAUAACCUGCCUAAUGGGAUUGGGUAUACCGUUGUUGUAUGGAUUCUCUCUUUGUGAACACUAGGAUUUGGGUGGUUUAGUUGUUAUUUGGAAGAAAAAGAAAAGUUGCCCAUGAAGUUGACCGUUUUCACAUAGUAAGGUGUAAGGUAGGUGUACCUUUUAAUAAUACAUAUCACGUACAAGUCAAUGUACAAGUCUUCCUUUCCUUUGUAAAAUAUGCAAGGUGGGUCUUAAAGGUUGAAGCUUUAUUACAAGUGAGGUACAGCUUUUAAUACAAAAGUUAUAAGGUGCUACUUUUAAUGCACAUACAAGAUGCAAUUGUUAGUAGAUGACCAAUUUUACAUAUUUGUAAGCCAAAAAGGGAUGAUGGAGGCUUUGGUGUUUUUCCAUUGUAAGGUACAACUUGUAAUGCAUUGGAUAUGAGUGUUGUAAUGUUUUGAAGGGGUUUAAACCCUUGUUGCAUGAACAAUGGAAAGUGAGUUUUGAUUGA